CAAGAAAAAGAGUUACAACAGACCAAAACAGACCUAGUAAAUGCUUUCUUAAAAACGAAAAGUCAGGUAGGACAUUAUGCUGCAGAUGGAACAUAUGUGCCAGCUGGUGGAACUUAUAUACCACCAAACCCUCCAAGAGAAGCACCUGCACCAGGACUACCUAACACAUUUACAUCGUCACAUGGACAUAGACACAGGCAUGCACCACAACAACAACCAAAACCAACACAACAACCAACACAACAACCAGCACAGCAACCAGCACAAACAGAGCAAGGACAUAAAAGAAGUAGAGAACAAGGAAACCAAGAAUUCUUAAAAAUGCUUAAGGAAGAGUAUGGUUACCCAGAUACUCUUGACUUUAGUGACAGAUAUAAAGAAGCUAUUAGAAAGUUCAAGGAAGGAAAUACUGACCCGAACCUAUUUAGCUUUAUGGCUCAGCACCAAAUGGGAUAUAAUUUCAAACCUGGAAAAUACAAGCUCGCUAAGGGAUAUGAUUUAAUAGCAUAUCAUCCAAAUGACAUGAAUGAAUUUACUCCGAGAUAUUUGGUGUCAGAGCUAAAUGAUAAUUCAACUCUCUUCAUGAAACGCGUAAAAAAUAGAGACGGAACGAAAAAAGAAAGGUUUAUGAGUCCGGAUGACUUAGAUAGGGAACUUUUUAAAAACGGUCUCGGAAUAUAUGAAAUGCCAGCAGAUGAGGUACAAGAAACUCCACAGGAAGAAGUUCAGAUACAACCAGACAUGGAAGAAAUAGUUCAGCAACAACAGCUAGAAGAGCCUGA
Molecule: messenger RNA, 782 nt
Organism: Trichomonas vaginalis G3
Lineage: Eukaryota; Parabasalia; Trichomonadida; Trichomonadidae
Product: protein of unknown function, DUF4106 family
Exons: 1
Source: RefSeq, a predicted model, not a curated record